AUGAUAAUAGAUAGGGUAGAGGUAGAAACUCUCAAUUCUUUUUCGAAAUCAGAAUUAUUAAAAGAAAUCUAUGGACUUAUAUGGAUUCUACCCAUUUUGACCCUUCUUUUGGGAAUCACAAUAGAAGUACUCGUAAUUGUUUGGUUAGAAAGAGAAAUAUCCGCUUCGAUCCAACAACGCAUUGGUCCUGAAUAUGCCGGUCCCCUAGGACUACUUCAAGCUAUAGCAGAUGGGACUAAGCUACUUUUAAAAGAGGAUAUUCUACCAUCUCGAGGGGAUAUUCCUUUAUUUAGCAUUGGACCCUCUAUAGCAGUCAUAUCAAUUUUAUUAAGUUUUUUAGUGAUCCCUUUGGGAUAUCGUUUUGCUUUAGCUGAUCUUAGUAUUGGUGUUUUUUUAUGGAUUGCCAUUUCAAGUAUUGCUCCUAUUGGUCUUCUUAUGGCAGGAUAUAGCUCAAAUAAUAAAUAUUCUUUUUCAGGCGGUCUACGAGCUGCUGCUCAAUCGAUUAGUUAUGAAAUACCAUUAACUUUUUGUGUAUUAGCAAUAUCUCUACUAUCUAACAGUUCAAGUACAGUUGAUAUAGUUGAAGCACAGUCCAAAUAUGGUUUUUUUGGGUGGAAUAUUUGGCGCCAGCCUAUAGGUUUUCUGGUUUUUCUAAUUUCUUCUUUGGCAGAAUGUGAAAGAUUACCCUUUGAUUUACCAGAAGCAGAAGAAGAAUUAGUAGCAGGUUAUCAAACCGAAUAUUCCGGUAUAAAAUAUGGUUUAUUUUAUCUUGUUUCUUACCUAAAUUUAUUAGUUUCCUCUUUAUUUGUAACAGUUCUCUACUUAGGCGGGUGGGAUUUAUCUAUUCCCUAUAUAUCCUUUUUUGAUUUUUUCCAAAUGAAUAAAGCAGUUGGGAUUUUAGAAAUGACAAUGGGUAUCUUUAUUACAUUAACUAAAGCUUAUUUAUUUCUCUUCAUUUCUAUCACAAUAAGAUGGACUUUACCCAGGAUGAGAAUCGAUCAGUUAUUAAAUCUUGGAUGGAAAUUUCUUUUACCUAUUUCCCUGGGUAAUCUCUUAUUAACAACCUCUUCCCAACUUGUUUCACUCUAA
Molecule: messenger RNA, 1089 nt
Organism: Brachypodium distachyon (stiff brome)
Lineage: Eukaryota; Viridiplantae; Streptophyta; Magnoliopsida; Poales; Poaceae
Source: the annotation of a RefSeq genome assembly